Messenger RNA from Rotaria sordida, 1476 nucleotides. Lineage: Eukaryota; Metazoa; Rotifera; Eurotatoria; Philodinida; Philodinidae. The record is from the annotation of a GenBank genome assembly.
AUGGAGCCAACAUGGAAGCAACGAUUGAGACAAAAAGGAUUUUACCAUGACGACCGAAAAUUACAAGAUUUCUUUAUUGAUGAUAGUAAUUUGAACAAUGACUUCAGUCAUAUAUUUCAAAUUUCUCAAAAAGGACAACUUGUUAUUAAUCAUGUGAUAAAUGUAUCGAAUAAACUCUAUUCUCGUGGUGGUAAAAGUGGAGAAGGUUAUAUUGAUAUUAAAGAAGUUCUUAAUCUAUUAUCAUCAAUUAAUGAUCAUUAUCCUCAUUUCUAUACUGAAGAAGAACGUGUACUUCUAUUUCAAAAUGCUAAUAAUAUUCAACAACGAAUGAGAGUAAAAGUAUCUGCAGCAUAUCUUAAACAUGCACUUAAUAUACCAGCCAAUGCAAAACAUCCAAAUCCAAUAUUACCAAAAAUUGAAGAAAUUAAAGAUAUUACUGGAGAAAAUGAUCCAUCGAAUCAAAAUCGUUUUUCUUUUAUACCUGGUUUGUUACAUAAAUAUGAAAUGCUUUUAGCAUAUGUUUCUAUUAAUUGUUCAUCUCACUGCAAAUAUUGUUACAGAUUGGACUUAUUUUCAGGUAUAUCAGAUAAAGAAAAAGCAAACAUGUUACAAGUAGCAUCCUAUAUAAAAACAUUUAAUAGUCUUAUUGAUAAAGUUAAACAAGAGGAUAGUUAUUGGGAUGAGAAAACUCGAAUAUGGGUUCAUAAAAAAUCUGGUGAAGCUUUAUUUCAUAUUCGUGAAAUUCUUUUUUCCGGUGGUGAUCCAAUGAAUUUACCUAAUAGUACUCUUAUACGAUAUAUGGUUUUAACGGCUGAAGCUGGUAUAAAAACUAUCCGAAUUGGUACGAAAGAAUUAGUAUUUAAUCCUGACAGAUUUGAUGAUGAUUUUUGGAAUGCAUUAGAUCUAUUUCAUAAAUACUAUAAUGAUGUGCGUAUAGAAUUUGUAGGACAUUAUGUACAUCCAUAUGAAUUAAUAGAUGCAAAGACGAAUGCACAAGGUGAAUAUGAAUAUGAUAUUUAUGCAGAAUAUCAUGUUCGUGAGAAUAUCAAACCUGUAUUAAAUGCAAUGAAUGAACGUAGAACUUGGAUUGGACAUAUUAAUCAAUUUCCUAUAAUUGCUGGAAUCAAUGAUUCUCCUGAUGUAUUACGAUUACUUAUGUAUUGGACAAAUAGAUUAUCUAUUACAAUGCAUAAUAUAUAUGCAUGUCGAGAAAUUUUUGGUCAUAAAUAUUUUCGUCAAGAAAAUACAAUUGAUGUACAGUAUAAACUAGUUGAACAAGCAAAACUUGGCCUUUCCGGAAUAGAAAAUCAUGGUCGUCUUAUUAUGUCAACAGAAUAUGGUAAAAUGGAAGUAAUUGGAUUUGAAAAAAAUUCAGUAUUAUUAAGAAUAAAUCGUUUUAUGCAUGGAAAAAAAUAUGAUAAUUCAUUGAUUAAAAUUGAUUUAAAUAAAUUAAAACCUGAACAGAAAUUUUAUUGA